Messenger RNA from Lactuca virosa, 1737 nucleotides. The record is from the annotation of a GenBank genome assembly. NCBI's taxonomy places the organism in Eukaryota, Viridiplantae, Streptophyta, Magnoliopsida, Asterales, Asteraceae.
AUGCACAAGGAACCAAUCGAGGAGAUUAAGGUUUUUCCCCAAAAAGAGAAGACAUGGUUAAAACAAGGUGUUUUAAAAAAGAAGGAAAAAGAGUACAUAACCGCAGAGGAGCUGUUGAUCAAGAAGCAAGAACAAGGGUUGGAUGUUGUUGAGAAAGUGUUUGACAGGAGGGGACCACAAGUUCGGGUGAUGACAAGUUUAGAGAAUCUGAAUGCCGAAGAAAAACAAGAAGAAGAAAAGUCAAGCCCCAUCCAACAUAAUAUAAGAUUGAUUGUUGCCUGGGCUAAACUUGAUAUGAAGAAGAUUAUGUGGGACUUGAGAAAAGAGAGAGAGACGAUUGUGACUUUGCAAAAAGAAAAGGAAAAGCUAAAAGAUGAUGCCACCCGUCAGAAAAAACAACUUGGUAGCAUGGAAGAGAUGGUGUAUGUGGUGGAACGGUUGACAAAGGAGAGCUUGUUAGGGACAUUGACUUUAGAGUCUGUUUCCAUGUCAUUCGAGGACUUACAGAGACAAUAUCUUGAUGAGUACAAGCUGUUUGGUUUGGCUAUUAUCGCGUCCUCUUUUGCCUUGCCUUUGCUGAGUAGGGUCUUCCAAGGAUGGGACCCACUGCAAAACCCGUUACACGGUUUGAAUGUUAUGUCGGUAUGGAAAGAUUUAUUGAAAGGAAAUGAGAUAUCUUACACGCAGCUUUUUAUGGAAGCCGUGUUCCCAGCUGUAAGGAUAUCUGCUACCAACACCAUGCAAGCUAGGGACCCUCAACCCUUACUCUGUUUCCUAGAUUCUUGGGAACAACUAGUCCCUCACUCUGCUCUUCAAACCAUACUUGACAACAUUGUCAUGCCAAAGUUAGCGUCUGCUGUCGACUCGUGGGACCCACGUCGGGAAACCAUACCAAUACAUUCGUGGGUCCAUCCAUGGUUGCCAUUGCUGGGGCAGAAGCUCCAGACAUUGCAUCAUACCAUAAGGAAUCGUCUAGAAAAUGUUCUUCAUUCUUGGCACCCAAUUGAUAUGUCAGCUUACUACAUAUUGUCUCCCUGGAAGACUGUUUUUGACCCGACAAGCUGGAAACAGACGAUGGUCCGAUACAUCAUUCCAAAGUUGUUGGCAGUCAUGCAUGAAUUCCAAGUCAAUCCAGCAGAUCAGAAGCUUGACCAGUUUUACUGGGUCCGGACUUGGGCUAGUGCGAUUCCGACUCAUCACAUGCUUCGUAUAAUGGACGUGUGUUUUAACAAGUGGCUACAAGUUCUGUACCAAUGGUUAUAUUCAAAGCCGGAUUUUCAACAAGUUAUAAAUUGGUACCUGGGUUGGAAGGAUCUUAUCCCACCCCAGCUUCUGUCGAAUGAGCAUGUAAGAUACUGGCUUAAUAUUGGUCUGAACAUGAUGAACCAGGCGGCUGAAGGCUUGGAGGUUGUCCAUCCAGGUUUCAGAGAAAACAUCAAGACCCACUCUGAACCUCAGGCAGCAAAGGGACAGCAACCAGGUUCUGGUGGUGUUGGUACUGUUGAUAUGAGUUUGAAGGAACUUAUUGGAGUUUAUGCACAAGAUAAUGAUUUGCUGUUUAUGCCUAUAGUGGGAAGAAUGAAAGAUGGCCAUCAAGUGUUUAGGUUUGGGAACAUUAGUGUAAUCAUAGACUCUCUCAACCAAAAGCUGUUUGCUCAAACUGAACACAGAUGGUCUCUUGUAACCCUUGAGCAACUGGUGAACCUGGACAAGGGUUGGGUUCUGAGAAGAGGCUGA